AUGCCAUCUUCCAAAUCGUCUAUGGUCGAUGACCACUCCGCACCCGACCUGGAGAUUGUCGGCAAGCAAUUGACUAUCCACCCCUCAGGCUUUACUGGGGGACCUGAAACUCAAGAUGAAAUCACCGAGCGUAACCUAGUUCGCCACAUGGCGCGGUUUCGCGAGAACCCCUUUGAUUUCCUUCGCGAAGUGAGCCUGUACAUGUCCGGCACCGGUUGGCGCGCAUACGACGAUGCUAUUGGUCAACCGAUCUUCUACUCUGGGUUUUCCGAAAGAAUGAAGAGCUCGAUAUUGGAUAGCCCGUUGUUGCAGGACAAGAUCUCGGAACUGGCCAAGGGACGACUGACGGUGGAAGAAAAAGAGGGGUUAUUGGCAAUCAAGGAAGGUGCCACACUGGAUGAUAAGCGUGCGCGUCGAAGGACUGAGAUUCAAGGCAAUCUUUUGGAGGUUGUGGAUACGAUGAUGGAUAAGAUGAUCUGCAAGAUGGAAAGCAAAAGGUUUAUUCGGGGUGCUUAUUAUAUGUGCACACAACUAUUGACCCGCGCCUACCAUCAAGGCAUUCAUGUGUCCAGCGAGGAAGUGUUACGCCUGAGGUCCGUGGCUGAGACUGCUGCCAAGAAGAAACAAUCCAUCGUCUUCUUGCCCUGCCACAAAUCGCAUGUGGACUAUGUUUCGCUGCAGCUCAUCUGCUAUCGGCUCGGAAUUGCCCUUCCGGUUGUUGUCGCUGGCGAUAAUCUAAACAUUCCGUUGUUGGGUCCUUUCUUACAACACGCAGGUGCCAUGUGGAUUCGACGCAGCUUCGGGAAUGACCCAUUGUAUCAUACUGUGGUGCAGGCAUACAUUGACACACUGCUACAACAAGGAUUUAACUUCGAAUGCUUCAUUGAGGGUGGUCGCUCAAGGACCGGAAAACUGCUUUCCCCCAAGUUCGGAAUCCUGAGUUUCAUCAUGGAUAGUCUGUUAUCGGGUCGGGUGGAGGAUACUAUCAUCUGCCCCGUCAGUACACAAUAUGACAAGGUCAUCGAAACUGAGUCAUACAUCAGUGAGCUACUUGGUCAGCCAAAGGCGAAGGAGAAUCUGGCCGAUCUUCUUUCUUCUUCUUCGGUCUUAUCACUGAAGCUGGGCCGUGUCGACGUUCGGUUCCAUGAACCAUGGAGUCUUCGAGAAUUCAUUGGCCAGCAACUUACACGACUGGAUCACCCAAACGCCGACCUUAAUACCAGGCUUAGUUACACCGACCGAGGUCGCAUCCUUCGAACCUUUGGUUAUCGAGUGUUGUCAGAGAUCAAUGACGUUUCUGUAAUGAUGCCCACGGCUCUUGUAGGAACCGUUCUUUUGACCUUGCGCGGCCGUGGUGUAGGCAAAGGCGAACUAUGCCGCCGACUGGACUGGCUUUGCGAGCGAGUACGAGAUAAAGGUGGCAGAGUAGCACAUUUCUACCGUUCGCCUACGGAGCUCGUGGUUGAUCGUGCACUUGAAGUCCUGGGACCCAAACUCGUCGGGGAGAUCUCUGGGCUGGUCGAGCCAACAUAUUAUGCUGUGGAUCGUUUCCAGCUUUCGUUCUAUCGCAACAUGCUCAUCCACCUCUUUAUCACCGAGGCGCUUGUUUCUGUGGCUAUGUAUACCAAGAUCAAACAAGGCGGUGGACCCGCCCACCAAAGAAUCACUUACGAGGAAUUGAAGAGUCAAGUCUCCUUCCUAUCUCAACUUUUCCGUGGCGAAUUCAUCUUCCCGCCCGAAGGUCUCGCUAGCAAUUUCGAGAAAACUAUGCGGGAUUUAGAGAAGGACGAUGUGAUCAAGAUCACUCGAAACGUAUCCUUCACACCUCUUUACAUCGAAUUGAGUGAAGCUGAACGGCUUUGUGGCCGCGAAAACUACGACUUCUACUGCUUCUUGAUCUGGCCUUUCCUAGAGGCCAACUGGCUGGGGGCCGUGUCUCUUCUUGGAUUGACACCGCCUUUGGAUGGACCAAGUGACAUUUGGAUUGAUUCUAAGAAAGCACAGGACAGUGCUCAAGUCCUGGGCAAAACAUUAUAUCACCAGGGAGAUCUCUCGUAUUUCGAAGCCGUCAACAAGGAAACUCUGAAGAACUCUUAUCAAAGAUUUGAAGAAGAGGGCAUCAUUCUAGUUGCGAAGAACAAAGAACUGAAAGCUGGUGCAUCCCUCCGACUCGCCCCCGAGUGGGCACCGCAACGUGACCCUAGUACCGGAAAGGUCUUGGAAGGCGGGCGGCUAUGGGACUUUACCGAACUAAUUGCACAAUCUCGUCGUGAAGGCAAAAACCGCCGAGAUGGUGCAACUGUUUCCUCGCGUGUUCUCGCUAUGUCUGAUCAUGUUGGACGCCAGUUGUUCCAAAAUGCCGCAGCCCCAGCCCCCGCUGAUGUAUCCUCGCGGCAGAUGCGUCGAAAAGCCCUUGGCACCGAGGCCAAAUUAUAA
Penicillium salamii is the source of this 2436-nucleotide messenger RNA. The record is from the annotation of a GenBank genome assembly. NCBI's taxonomy places the organism in Eukaryota, Fungi, Ascomycota, Eurotiomycetes, Eurotiales, Aspergillaceae.